UCGGUGGCGUUGUCGCCUUCGACUGGUGCGACGGCGUCGGUGGCGGGGUCUACUCUGACGGGUGCGACGGCGUCGGUGGCGUUGUCGCCUUCGACUGGUGCGACGGCAUUGGUGGCGUUGACGACUCCGACUGGUGCGACCUCGUCGGUGUCGGGGUCAAUGCGGCAGAACGUGGCUGCGACCCCUGGCGUGGGUCGGCUCCACACAGGGAGGGGAUCACCUGCGCCAAGGGCUGCCUCUGA
This is a messenger RNA of Prorocentrum cordatum, 242 nucleotides long. The record is from the annotation of a GenBank genome assembly. NCBI's taxonomy places the organism in Eukaryota, Dinophyceae, Prorocentrales, Prorocentraceae.